Notodromas monacha is the source of this 495-nucleotide messenger RNA. NCBI's taxonomy places the organism in Eukaryota, Metazoa, Arthropoda, Ostracoda, Podocopida, Cyprididae. The record is from the annotation of a GenBank genome assembly.
AUGCUAGUUUAUUUGAAUGUCGGCACGAUGUAUAGAUCGUCCUUGAAAUUCCUUUACGUUUUCGUUGCUCUAAUUUAUUUAACGCAGGGAAGCAUCACAAAGGAAGAAGGCAAGGUGUUGAUUUCGCGUGUUGAAACUAUCUUGUCCGACAUAAGUCGUUUCACGGAAGUGAAAGAAGCGGAAGUGAAGAAAUUACUCAAAGAAGCUGAAAAACUUAGCGGAGGCGUUGGAAUAUCCCUGGAAGAAAAACGGAUGGUAUUGAAUGCUAUGGGCUUUAAACCGGGUCACUGGUAUGCCUGUCCCAAUGGGCACAUAUACGCUAUUGGCGAUUGUGGAGGAGCUAUGGUAGAGUCACAAUGUCCGGAGUGCCACGAACGCAUCGGAGGUAGAAAUCAUUCCCUGAUCGCGACAAACCGUGUUGCGACUGAAAUGGACGGUUCAAGGCACCCUGCGUGGUCCAAUGCUUACAACAACAUGGCGAACUUUGAAUUGUAG